UCCGCCAUGCAGCACGCCCUAGCACGUUCGGAAGAGGAAAGUCCUCUCCUCUCAACCGCCAGCAGACGUGAUGAUGAUAGUGAGGAAGAGCAGGAAGUAGCAGACGCCGAGGAAGCACCUGCAAUAUCGAGGUCCCGAGGCGCUUUGAUUGUCGGAUCAAUUGGGUUUCUGAUCUUUCUCCAGGCCACAAAUAUCUCCAUCCUCACUACGACUCAGUCCUCCAUCGCCGCGGACCUAGACGCUUUCGAGCAAGCAAUAUGGUUCACCUCCUCUUACCUCAUUGCCAUGUCUUCUCUUGCCCCGCUCAUGGGCAGGCUAUCUCAAGUCUUUUCCCCUCGCAUGUGUAUGUUUUGUUCGACCAUCAUUCUAUGUCUCGGCUGCACCUUGACAGCUUCCGCAAACACGUUCAAGAUGUUCAUUGGUGGUCGAGUCUUGACUGGAGCAGGCGGGGCGGGCAUUUUAAUCGUUGCGACCAUCAUCGCCGUCAAAACCACUAGCCCUCAGAAGCGGGGACUGUAUAUUGGAUUGGCAAACUCGGGCAUGACGGUUGGCGUAUCGCUAGGGGCUGUCAUUGCUGGCGCCUUGGAGCCGAAGAUCGGUUGGAAACCUCUCUUCGGAAUACAAGCACCGCUCAGUCUUGUCGCGGGUUUUGGAUUACUUCUUGGUAUCCCAGCAGACAUGGCUCCCAAAGGUAACAACUUCGAACACACCAGCCUACGGAGUAAGCUUAAGAGCAUCGACUACUCAGGCGCACUGCUCUUGAUUGUGACGAUCACCCUGUUUCUUCUUGGGCUUUCUGGACCUAGCAUACUCGUAACACCCCUCAUUCUUUCUGGACUUGCUCUUCCCGUAUUCGUCCUCAACGAGAUCUAUGUGGCCAAGGAUCCUGUCAUUCCCAUCGCGGUCUUGCGAUCCAGAGGUACGCUACUAUCGUGUCUAGCUACCGUCGGAUUCAUGAUGGCGCGAUGGGGGGUUCUUUUCUACACUCCCGUAUACGCACUCGCAGUGCGUGGCUGGGACCCUGCUGUCGCAGGUUCAAUUCUGAUCCCUACCAAUCUUGGUUUCGCAUCCGGCGGCUUGUUAGCUGGUAUCUUCCACAUUCGCAGAAACGGCAGUUUCUACAUUCACAGUGUCGUCUCGAUGGUGCUGUUCCCCCUCACGUUCCUCGUUUUGGCUUUCAUCUCGAACGCGACGAGCGAUUGGGCUUUGUACGUGAUCAUGGUGUUCUGCAAUGGUGCUAUCGCUGGUGCGUCUCUCAACUACACCCUUGUACACCUCUUACACCUCACCCUUCCGGAUGUCCAUCCUGUUGUCAUAUCUCUUCUAGCCACGUUCCGGGGAUUUGCAGGCAGCUUCGGUUCCGCGAUCGGUGGGGGUCUUUUCGGGCGCGUACUCCACAAAUCGCUCGUGGACGGCUUCGCCAAUGCAGGACUUGAAGACCGUAGUGAUUUGAUCCGGAGACUUCAGGGGAGUCCCGCGACAGUUCCCCUGCUCCACGGGAAAGAGAAGGAAGUGGCAGUAUCCGCAUAUGAAGAUGCGUUGAGAUCGCUCUUCUUUGGAGCUGUCGGCCUGACUGUGGUCGUAGCUGUGGCCCAAGCUGGAACAGGUUGGAAAGCACCAAAGAAAACGUACGAGCAACUCUCCGAGGAAGAGGAAGUCGAAGGCCAGGAAGGUCUUUUUGGGGGCUCUUAG
This is a messenger RNA of Periconia digitata, 1692 nucleotides long. Lineage: Eukaryota; Fungi; Ascomycota; Dothideomycetes; Pleosporales; Periconiaceae. The record is from the annotation of a GenBank genome assembly.